Molecule: messenger RNA, 357 nt
Organism: Peniophora sp. CBMAI 1063
Lineage: Eukaryota; Fungi; Basidiomycota; Agaricomycetes; Russulales; Peniophoraceae
Source: the annotation of a GenBank genome assembly
AUGUCUCUCAGCAAGGAGCAGAUGAAGGCCCUGCGAUUGGUUGUCAACAAAGGCAAGAGCAUGUUCAUUACCAGCUCUGCAGGCACAGGCAAGUUCUUUCUCUUGAAGCACAUCAUCGACUCGCUUCUUGGAAAGCACAGCCACAACUUGGAGUACGUCGCAGUGACCGCCAGUACUGGAGCAGCCGCUUAUGAAAUCGGAGGCCAAACACUCCAUUCCUGGGCAUCCAUGUCACCGGGUGACCGGGAUGUUGGUAUCCUACUGGGAAAGAUUAUGUGCAAGAAGGCUGCAGUUAAUAGCUACGCCAAAGCGAAAGUUCUCAUCAUCAACAAAGGCAAGCACCCAAGUCUCGCCUGA